Molecule: messenger RNA, 2810 nt
Organism: Acipenser ruthenus (sterlet)
Lineage: Eukaryota; Metazoa; Chordata; Actinopteri; Acipenseriformes; Acipenseridae
Gene: slc30a10
Product: solute carrier family 30 member 10
Exons: 4
Coding region: 756-2018 (420 amino acids)
Biological process (GO): detoxification of zinc ion; intracellular zinc ion homeostasis; zinc ion transmembrane transport
Cellular component (GO): membrane
Molecular function (GO): zinc ion transmembrane transporter activity
Source: RefSeq, a predicted model, not a curated record
ACGAGGAGGAGCUAACUUACAGUCUGUGUUACCUCUGCUCAUGUUCGGAAUCGAGAAAUUCGUGCGUUUUCCAUGUCAGAUGUAUUCUGCUGCAUUAGAAUACCAGACUUAAGGUCGUCAACCUUUGUGGUUAUUUUAUUUCUCUUUUUAAGAAUCAAAGCUUAAAUCUCACGAGUCUUGUUAGAGGUAUAUUAAACUGUCUAGUUUUGCACAGGGUAUUUAAGGAAUGGAAAGAAAGGCGUUGGUAGAAGUCAAGGUUUUUUUUUUCAAAGAGAACUGCUAACACCUGCAAAUCACAUCUGUUGUUUAGACCAUCAGCCUUGAACCGCAGAGAUAACGUUUUGUUAAUAAUGCAAUUUUUUAUUGCCGUGCAUGACGCGAAGUUAGAUAACCGGUAUAGCCUCUGACUAUAUUCUCACAGUACCAUCACGUGUGAUAAUGAAAAAUUGAAAUGACAGCAUUUCCAUGACAUGGUCUAUGAAAGGCUGGUCAAAGAGCAAUACUGUACUCAAGUCAUCGCGAGGAAGACUGUCACUGAGUGCGCAGAACACGGAUCGUUUCUGUACAAUGUUGUAAAAUUGCGUAUAGGACUGGAUUGAUUGUUCCAGCUAAGAAUCUAGCCGGCUACUUUCUGCAACGCAACUGGUGCAUUUUAAUUGUGCGUUCUACUGGCAAAGCACAGUGCACAGUUACAUCUUACCUUUCUAUUCUUAAAAAAAAACCCAAUAAUAAUAAUACCGAUAUAAUAAUAAAUAAUGGGUCGAUAUAGUGGGAAAACAUGUCGUCUAGUGUUUAUGCUUGUGAUCACUUUUGUGUUUUUCGUGGCCGAGUUAGUGUCGGGUUAUGUUGGUAACUCUAUCGCCCUUGUGUCCGACUCGUUUAAUAUGUUGUCAGACGUGAUUUCGCUGUGUGUCGGUAUCACCGCGGCCCGGGUAUCUCGACUCGGCAGCUCUGGUCGCCGAACCUACGGGCUACCACGGGCUGAAGUGGUCGGGGCGCUGGCUAACGCAGUGUUCCUAACUGCUCUGUGUUUCACCAUCUUCGUGGAAGCGGUUAUGCGGCUGGUCAAUACGGAAAGAAUCGAUGACCCGUUCCUGGUUCUGAUCGUUGGGGCGCUGGGUCUGGCCGUCAACAUCGUGGGGCUCAUAAUCUUUCAGGACUGCUGUUACAGGAGUAAGAGAAGUGGACCUGUGCAGGAGGAGAAGACGCAGCAACCGGCUGGCGCUGAGGACAGACUAACAGAUCCCCCCGGGCUGAGCAACAGUGCCUCAGACAAUCCUGUCAAGACGAGGCAGACGAGCCAGGCAGCGGCGCUCAACAUCAGGGGUGUUCUCCUCCAUGUCAUGGGGGAUGCCCUCGGCUCCGUGGUGGUGGUGGUGGCUGCCUCUCUCUUCUACGCCAUGCCCCUCCCCCCGGACGCCCCCUGUAACUGGCAGUGCUACGUGGACCCCAGCCUCACCAUCAUCAUGGUGAUCAUCAUCCUGUCAUCCGCAUUCCCACUCUUUAAGGAGACUGGCGCCAUCCUGCUGCAGAUGGUGCCCCGCGGACUGCAAGUGGAUCACAUCAGUGAGGCUUUGGCCCAGGUCCCAGGCGUGCUCAGUAUCCAUGAGCUACACAUCUGGGAGCUGGCAGCGGACCGCAACGUCGCCACGCUGCACCUCAAGUGUGCCGACUCAGAGGACUUCCAGAGGGUGUCCCGGCAGGUGCGGCAGAUCUUCCAUAAUGCAGGGGUGCAUGCUGUCACCAUCCAGCCCGAAUACACCAAUGAGGACCAGGACCCCAUGGCCUGCAACGCACCCUGCCUGUCGGAGGACUGCCGGGCACUGGGCUGCUGCAGCGCCACUCACCCCAGCACUAAUGUAGAGAACUACAUGGAGAUUAGCACCUGCCCCACCGGCAUCGUGUGCAAUGGGCACUUCGCCAGCCUGCCAGACAAGCUGGGAAUUUCUAUCCUGCCAGAGCACUCCCCUCCGCAGAACAACAGAGACCAUGUGGUGCUCAAGGACACACAGUUAUAGAGCAGUUAUAGUGUUGGUCUUUAUGAUCGACACCUGACAACAAGACUGUGACACUGAUCAGAUAACCUGAAUGGGAAGUGGUGUUACGUGAACUCUUGGAAUCCUGGGACAGUUUGCUUUUUAUUUUUGGUUUGAUUAUUUGUACAGAUAGCACUGUGUAGAAAUGGCCUUUUUCUCUGUCCAGGUUUAAACUUGUGUCUACAGCACUCGGAUACUCCUGCAUGGUAUGCUAAUGAAUUCUGAAUAAAUAUGAAUGUUGGUAACAUUACCUUUGCAAAGGCCAAUGAUCAAGCCUAUAUUAUAGUCAUGUGGUGCCCAGGCUUAGUUGUCAGCCUAUUAUUGUUGUUUAGCCAGGUAAGUUAAUGAAAAAUGUAGUUGAAAGAAGAAAAUAUGUAUGUGAAGUCUCCCCCAUGCUAUAAAACCAUCCAAGAACCAUUUAGUAGACUACAAGUAACUAUGUACUGCUUUUGGUCAUGUAUAACGACACAGCUCUAUUACGAUACAAUAUACCUGUAUAAUCAUAACACCCCUAGUGAAAAUGCUACGUUUAUAAUGUCACCUGAUAAUGGGUCUCAGGUUUCAUUGUUCUGUGCUGAAUAGGGGUUUCCACAACAGCAAUGCAAAGACUACAGUGACUUUGCAAUCUUCUGUGUGAAAAGUAGAAUAUUAUUUAAUAAUUGAGUCGUCUUGUUUUUUACUCAGCUGUUUGUACUCUAUACAGUCGCUCGGUUGCUUUAGAAACAUACUGUAAAAAGUGUCAUGUCCUGGUAAAAUAAACUGAAAUUAAAUGUA